Messenger RNA from Aureobasidium pullulans EXF-150, 2419 nucleotides. Its product is annotated as Pre-mRNA-splicing factor clf1. Gene Ontology annotation, molecular function: protein binding. Gene Ontology annotation, biological process: mRNA splicing, via spliceosome; spliceosomal complex assembly. The transcript has 2 exons. Lineage: Eukaryota; Fungi; Ascomycota; Dothideomycetes; Dothideales; Saccotheciaceae. Gene Ontology annotation, cellular component: Prp19 complex; post-mRNA release spliceosomal complex; precatalytic spliceosome. The record is from RefSeq and is a predicted model, not a curated record. The coding region runs from base 43 to 2070 and encodes 675 amino acids.
AACCCCCGCCUCAAAUCGUAUACUCUCUCUCCAUCCGCCAUCAUGGAGUCAUCGCGUGGCCCUCCCAGGGUCAAGAACAAGGCCGCCGCGCCCAUUCAGAUCAGCGCCGAACAACUUCUGCGCGAGGCCGUCGACCGCCAGGAACCAGGUCUCCAGGCCCCUACUCAGCGUUUUGCCGACUUGGAAGAAUUACACGAACACCAGGGCCGCAAGCGCAAGGAAUUUGAAGACUAUGUCCGCCGAAACCGCCUCAACAUGGGCAACUGGAUGCGCUAUGCCGCCUGGGAACUUGAACAAAAAGAAUACCGCCGUGCAAGAAGUGUCUUUGAGCGCGCUCUUGAUGUCGAGCCUACAAAUGUGCCCUUGUGGCUGCGUUACAUCGAGGCCGAGAUGAAGACGAGAAACAUCAACCACGCCCGUAACUUACUUGACAGAGCUGUCACCAUUCUACCAAGAAUCGACAAGCUAUGGUACAAGUACGUCUACAUGGAAGAGACUCUCGGCAACAUUCCCGGAACCCGUCAGGUCUUUGAGAGGUGGAUGAGCUGGGAGCCUAGUGAGGACGCUUGGGGUGCAUACAUCAAGAUGGAAAAGAGAUACGGAGAGUUCGACCGUGCUCGCUCAAUUUUCGAAAGAUUCACCAUCGUUCACCCCGAGUCCAAGAACUGGAUAAAAUGGGCCCGGUUCGAGGAAGAGAGUGGAACAAGUGACCAUGUUAGAGAGGUCUUCGGCAUGGCUAUCGAGACAAUGGGUGAAGAUUUCAUGGAUGAGAAGCUCUUCAUCGCAUAUGCUCGCUACGAAGUCAAGCUGAAGGAGUAUGAGCGUGCAAGAGCUAUCUACAAAUACGCCCUCGAUCGCAUGCCCAGAUCACAAUCCGCCAUUCUUCACAAGCAUUACACAACCUUCGAGAAACAAUACGGAGACCAGGAAGGUGUCGAAGAUGUUGUCUUGUCCAAGCGACGAGUACAAUAUGAAGAGCAGGUCAGGGAGAACUCCAAGAACUACGAUGCUUGGAUCGACUAUGCAAGAUUAGAGGAGUCUCUUGGUGACGCUGAGCGCACAAGAGACGUAUACGAACGCGCCAUUGCACAAGUACCGCCGACACAAGAGAAAAGACACUGGCGACGAUACAUCUACAUCUGGAUCUUCUACGCACUCUGGGAAGAGAUGGAGAACAAGGACGUUGAGCGUGCCAGACAGGUCUAUGCUGAGUGUCAAAAGCUUAUUCCUCACAAGAAGUUCACAUUCGCCAAGUUCUGGCUGUUGAAGGCACAGUUCGAGAUCAGACAGAUGCAACUACAAGCAGCACGCAAGUCGCUAGGUAUUGCUAUUGGUAUGUGCCCGAAGGACAAACUGUUCCGUGGCUACAUCGAUCUCGAACUCAAGCUCUUCGAGUUCAUGCGCUGCCGGACUCUCUACGAAAAGCACAUCGAAUGGAAUCCGGCAAAUUGUCAAGCAUGGAUCAAAUUUGCAGAACUGGAACGAGGACUGGAAGACUUGGAACGUACGCGCGCAAUCUUUGAGCUCGCUGUCGACCAACCAUCUCUUGAUAUGCCUGAAUUGUUAUGGAAAGCAUACAUCGACUUUGAGGAAGAAGAGGGCGAGUGGGAUAGGACAAGAGACUUGUACGAGAGAUUGUUGGAAAAGACCGGUCACGUCAAGGUAUGGAUCAGUUACGCACAUUUCGAAAUCAAUGUGCCAGAUCCAGACGAAGAAGAGGCGGACGAAGACGAGGAGGAAGAAAAGCCUAUCUCAGAAAACGCCAAGCUACGUGCACGCAAGGUCUUCCAACGAGCAUACGAGGAUAUGAAGCAGAAGGAUCUCAAGGAAGAGCGUGUGGCCCUUCUCAAUGCAUGGAAAUCGUUCGAAACAACACACGGCUCCAGCUCCGACCUCGAAAAGGUCGAGAAACAAAUGCCCCGCCGCGUCAAGAAGAGAAGAAAGUUGUCCGAAGACGAGUGGGAAGAAUACAUGGAUUAUGUAUUCCCCGCCGACGACGAGAGCGCAGCAAAGAUGUCGAAACUGUUGCAAAUGGCACAAGCUUGGAAGAAAGAGCAAGCGAGUGGUUGAGGAGGAUACUAGGGCAGAGAUGCAUGAUGUUUCGAUCUCGGAAGCGUCAAGUAGGGCAUCAGGAUAUCGUGAUCAAUAUAUCUGCAGAAGCGAUGCAUCCUGGGGUUUCUGUGGCAGGCUUGCAACCGAUGCUGUCGAGAAGGGCAGAACAAGCAUGUGUUUCUUGUCGCGGACAGAUGGACUCGCUUACAUACAAUUCUUGUAUAUCCGACACUUUCUUGCCCAAAGGCGAAUGUUUCUCCGUCCACCCAUCCACCCGACAUCCAUUUCUGCGAAAACAUACGUACCGUACGCAUUCUCUGCGUGACUUGCACAUCAGAUGACGUGAGAUAAGAUCUACCCUUCCUAC